Messenger RNA from Arctia plantaginis, 1236 nucleotides. Lineage: Eukaryota; Metazoa; Arthropoda; Insecta; Lepidoptera; Erebidae. The record is from the annotation of a GenBank genome assembly.
AUGAAAAAAAGUGUUGAUAUCAUAGUUUUUGGUGCAACAGGUUUUACUGGAAAAUUUACUGUACUACAAUUAGCUCGUUUAACAAAGGAGAAAUACUUAGAUAUUAAAUGGGGUAUUGCAGGACGUUCCAAGGAAAAGCUAGAAAUGUUGACUACAGAAAUACAUAAUGCAGGUUUUGAUAUUAAAAACGUACCGGUAAUAGAGUGUGAUGCUAACAAUGAAGAAUCUUUGAAGAACAUGUUAAGAGUCACCAAAGUUGUUAUAAAUUGUAGUGGCGUCAAUAUUAUCCUAAGCCCAAAGAUCGUAAAAGUCUGUAUCGAAACAGGAACGCAUUACGUCGAUAUAUCGUCGGAAAUAUUUCAUAUUUUAAGCUUGUACCGUGACUAUGACAAAGUAGCAAAAAAUGCAAAUAUACUGGUGAUACCAUGCUGCGGUUAUUCUAGUUUACUCAUGGAGACCGCCAUGAUGUACUUAGAUAAAAAGUUUAAAGGUACCCUACAUUCAGUGGAAUGCUACGUCGAGAAUUUCUUACCGAUGAGCCUACCACCCAAAGCAUUAGUACAUAAAGGAACUUUGACGUCCCUCAUUCAUGUUUUAAUAACUUUUAAAGAGUAUCUAGCAUUAAAAAAAGAAAUUUUACCGAAAGCUAAUGAACCUGAAAAGGAAAAAAUUAAAAGACCAUUUUUCUUCCGCAACAACGCCCAACUUUGGUUUCCAUGGCCUGGAGUAGAAAACGAUACCGUGCUCAUGUCCCAGAAACAUUUAUAUGAAGAAAGUGGAAAAAAACCAUUUCACUUCAAUGCAUACACCACCUGUGAAAAGUGGUACCAGUUUUUAGUAAUACCUGCAAUGUAUAUUUUCUACUACUUGUGUUAUUUUAAGUGUUUUACUAAAUUGUUAAUAAAUUAUCCACGAGUUUUCACAUUCGGUUUAAUAUCAGAAAAGGGACCUACACAUGAAAUAGCACAAAAAAUGAAAUUUAGUUUUCUAUUAAAUGGCAAAGGGUGGGAAACAGGUGAUCAGAAUUGGGAACCAACGAAAACAAUCUCAGUCAAGGUGUCCGGCAAGGAUCCGUAUGAUGCAACAGGUUUUGCUGUUAUCAUGAGUGCUAUCACAGUAAUAAAAGAACGAUGGAAUAUGCCAACAGGAGGAGUGAUCAUGCCAGGCGCUGCCUUUUACGAGACCGUCUUAGUCGAACGAUUAAAAGAUGUUUUCACAUACGAAGUAUUGAAAUGA